GUUUAAGACAAGACUGAGAGCAGCGUGGUUAUGUUAUCACUCAGAAUUAAUGUCCUUAACUCUGCUUCCGUGACUGAUGGUCCUAUGGUCUUAUCCUCCUUGGGUUGAGAAUUCCAAUCGCUCCCUCUUCAUUGGGUGAAGGAGGUCCUUUCCAUCUCUGUCCUGAUUGGACAAAGAGGUGACGAGAGAGAGAGAGGGAGAUCUCCCAGAAGGGAGCGGGACAACAGCCUUCAUACAAACAGAAGUGGCGUGUGGACUUUUUGCUUGGUACCCACCCGGACAGUGGAGGAGGUUAACGUGAGAAAACUGCUGGACUACAGAGCAACACACACAAAAUGCAGAGUGUGGACACUUCAAAGAGAACUUUAUUGGCUUUAAAACUCACUUCUGAUGGGUGCUCUUUAAAUAACAGGUCUUCCUCCCAGUGGAGACUAAAUGACUGCUCUGCCCCCACAUUAUGAACCCAAAUGUGGAGGAUCUAGAAGUGAUCAUGGAGUUCCUCGACGAGCAGCAGAAGGCAUUUGUAUUUGAGCAGGAGACUGCCUCAGGCUCAGGGGCCUGUGCUUUCGGAUUCUCCGUGGAAAGUUGGCACCCUGGUUCCUACAGCAAUAGGAACUCAGCCUUCCAAGAAAUAUUUCUUCCUUCGCAGCGUUACACCUCUAAUCCGUGCGGACUCUCCAUCGGGGCCGAGUGUGUGGACAACCCUUACCGCCCUCCACUCUCUGACUUCAGACCAACUUUGCCCUCAGAAUACGUGAUGAGAAGCAGCAACAGUGAGAAGAGAAAGAGGAGGGUCAGGCUUUUCCAGUUCCUCUUCGAGAUGCUGGAGGACCCACAGAUGAGACACUGCAUCUGGUGGAUCCAGCCCUCCGGUGGACUCUUCCAGUUCUCUUCCCAGAACAAGGAGAAGCUGGCGGAGAUCUGGGGCAGAAGGAAGGGCAACAAAAAGACCAUGACCUACCAGAAGAUGGCCAGGGCCUUAAGGAACUACUCCCGUACGGGUGAGAUCAUCAAGGUGAAACGCAAGCUGACCUACCAGUUCAGCCAGCAGAUCAUCAGCCGACUGCGAGGAGUCAACAAAAGAUCCUUCGUCUACCCCUUCCUCAACUGAGCUGCGCUGUGAGGGCCCGGAGGCAGGGCUUCUCCCGAGCUUUACCUUCCCAAAGCUGAAAGGCGCUAUAUCAAUGCAAGUUACCUUCUUUACCCUUCUUCGAGAAGAACUAAGAGGGCAGGGAGAGAAUCUCUUCCCUCUGUUUUGGGAUUCCAUGGGAAUCUCAGAAAAUACGGAUCAACUUUAUUCGCCAUAUACAUUUACAUGUAUUAGGAAUUUGCUGUGGUGUGUUAAUGCAGCAUGCAAUUAUUAUACAGAAUAAAGUACAUAAAAUAGAGUUAGAAGUACAGAUAUGGAAUAAAAUGUGCAUACGUUCACAAAUACCAGCAUGUAUUUACAACGUAAACAACGUUACAAAAAGUGUUUAAAGUGUUUGAGUGCAGUGACGGGGGUAAUAGAGGGACGUGGGGCUAACUAUAACAGUGAUCAGAUGAACUGUCUGGGGGAAGGAGCUAUUCCGAUGGGACGGAGUUGUUGUUCUUAUAGCCCUAUAGGACUUUCCGGAAGGCAGUUUUUGGAAAAGGCAACUUGCAGUGUGGGCAGUAUCUGCAGUGACCUCUCCUGCCCAUAUUUUUGGAAUGAAGACCAUAAGACCAAAAAAACAUAGGAGCAGAAUUAGGCCAUUCAACCCAUCAAGUCUGCUGCACUAUUCUAUCAUGGCUGGUUCCGGAUCCCACUCAACCCCAUACACCUGUCUUCUUGCCAUAUCCAUUGAUGUCCUGACCGAUCAGGAAACUAUCAACCCCUGCCUUAAAUAUACCCAUGGACUUGGCCUCCACUGCAGUCUUCCACAGAUUCACUACUCUCUGGCUAAUAAAAUCCUCCUUACCUCUGUUCUAAAAGGUCACACCUCUAGUUCUGAAUACCCCCACUGGAGGAAACAUCCUCUCCACAUCCACCCUUUCAUCAUUCAGUAGCUUUCAAUGAGAUCCCCCACAUUCUUCUAAAUGCCAGUGAGUACAGGCCCAAAGCUGCCAAACACUCCUCAUAUGUUAACCCCUUCAUUCCCAGAAUCAUUCUUGUGAACCUCCACUGGACUCUCUCCAAUCAUUUCUCAAAUAUAGGGCCCAAAACUGUUGACAAUACUCUGAGUGCAGCCUGACUAGUGUCUUAUAAAGGCUCAGCAUUAUCUCCUUGAUUUUAUUUUCUAUUCCCCUUGAAAUAAAUGUCAACAUUGCAUUUGCCUUCUUUACCACAGACUCAACCUGUAAAUUAUCCUUCUGGGAGUCUUGUCCGAGGACUCCCAAGUCCCUCUGCACCUCUGAUGUUUGAACCUUCUCCCCAUUUAGAUAAUAGUCCGCACUAUUGUUCCUCUUACCAAAAUGCAUUAUCACACAUUUCCCAACUCUGUAUUCCAUCUGCCACUUUUUUGCCCAUUCUUCCAAUUUGUCCAAGUCCUGCUGCAAUUGCAUUGCUUCCUCAGCAUUACCUACCCCUCCACCUAUCUUCAUAUCAUCCGCAAAAUUUGCCACAAAGCCAUCAAUUCCAUUAUCCAAAUCAUUCUCCAACAAUGCGAAAAGUAGCGGUCCCAAUACUUAUCUCCGAGGAACACCACUAGUCACUGGCAGCUGACCAGAGAAGGUCCCUUUUAUUCCCACUCGCAGUCUUCUGCCUGUCAGCCAUUCCUCUAUCCGUGCCAGUGUCUUUCCUGUAAUGGCAUCGGAUAUUAUUUUGUUAUGCAGCCUCAUGUGUGGUACUUUAUCAAAUGCCUUCUGAAAAUCCAAGUAAACGACAUCCACUGCCUCUCCUUUGUCCACCCUGCUUGUUACUUCCUUGAGGAAUUCUAACAGAUUUGUCAGGCAAGAUUUCCCUUUACGGAAAUCAUGCUGACUAUGACCUAUUUUAUCAUUAGUCUCCAAGUACACCAAAACCUCACCCUAAAUAAUACAACCACUGAGUAAUUAUGGGCUAAUUGGCCCAUAAUUUCCUUUCUUUUACCUUCCUCCCUUCUGAAGGAGUGGAGUGACAUUUGCUGUUUUGUGUCACAGUACAGUGCAAGCAUAAAAUUUACUAUGAAUUACAAUAAGAAACACAUGUUAAAAAUUAAACAAGUCAUACAAAACGAAAGCAAAAAUAGUGAGGUAGUGUUCAUUAUCCAUUCAGAAAUCCGAUGAUGGAGGGGAAGAAUCUGUUACUAAAAUGUUGAUGUAUGUCUUCAGGAUCCUGUACCUUCUCCCAAAUAAUAGCAAUGACAAGAGGCCAUGUCCUGGGAGAUGGAGAUCUCUUAUGAUGUAAUGCACCAGGCUUCACAGUAGCUGUAAAAUCAAUUCCUGAUGCUGUCUUUAAGGAGUUUGUACGUUCUUCCCGUGACCAUGUAGGUUUCCUCUGGGUACUCCAGCUUCCUGCCACAGUCUAAAGAUGUACAGGUUAGGGUUAAUGAGUUGUGGAUAUGUUAUGUUAAGACCUGAAAUGUAGCAUUUGCAGGCUGUCCAGUACAGUCCUCACUGAUUUGAUCUGACAGAAAAUGGAUGCAUUUUACUGUAUGUUUUGUUCUACAUGUGACAAAUAAAGCUAAC
Messenger RNA from Mobula hypostoma (lesser devil ray), 3627 nucleotides. Its product is annotated as transcription factor Spi-B-like. NCBI's taxonomy places the organism in Eukaryota, Metazoa, Chordata, Chondrichthyes, Myliobatiformes, Myliobatidae. Bases 458 to 1111 code for a protein of 217 amino acids. Gene Ontology annotation, biological process: regulation of transcription by RNA polymerase II; cell differentiation. The transcript is spliced from 7 exons. Gene Ontology annotation, molecular function: sequence-specific DNA binding; DNA-binding transcription factor activity, RNA polymerase II-specific. Gene Ontology annotation, cellular component: nucleus. The record is from RefSeq and is a predicted model, not a curated record.